UUUAUUUUGCUUGUUGGGAUGUCUUUUCAGAGCAUGGAUGGAGAAAGGUGUGUGUAGCAGUAGCACCGACUCCUGGGUCUGCAGGGUUGUCCUGAUUUUCAGUUAAAUAAAGAACAAAAGAAAUGGCGUCUGCAAGAUCACUGGGACAACGACGCCGGAGCUCACUUUUCCGGAGCCGUGAUGAGGAGGAUUGUGAAGGAGUACGCGCUCAAGAGGACGGAUCCUCUGCUUUUACGCAGCUCGGCGGCAUGCUCGGAGAUGCGGGAGAUGGACUUGGGAACGUCUGUGCUCAGCAACAGGUCAAGACCAGCCUGCCUCGUCCCAAGGUGAUGAGCGCCGAGGAGCGCGAGCGCCUUCGCGCCCUUUUCCACGCCUACGACGCGGACCAGUCGGGCAGCAUCGAGAGGAGCGAGUUCUUCACCAUCUGCACCGAGCUGCACGUCAGCCCCACCGAGGCCGAGCGCAUCUUCAACCAGCUGGACGUGGACAAGGACGGCACCAUCACCAUGGCCGAGUUCAUCAACGGCUUCCACGACCGACACCACCGGAAGGACGCGGAGCAGCAGCCGCCGCCGCCGCAGGACUACGAGCAGGAGCCGAGCACCGCCGCCUGGGAGGACUUCGUGGCCAGGCUGGGCGAGCAGAGCAUGUUCGUCCCCAAGCAGGAGCACGUGGCGACACUGUACCAAAACAUCAGUAUGAAUGAGCCCAGACUUAUUCCACAGCUGGAGAAAGUUCUCCUCUGCUUCACUAAGGAGAUCAAGCAGCAGAACUCUGAGAUGGAGAACCUAGCAUUGGCCAUCAGGCGUGCGCAGGACCAAGCCUCCAUGCAGCUCAGCGAGAUGGAGGAGGAAAUGGACCAACGCAUACAUGCUGCUGAGAGGAAAACACGAGCCCAGGAGAAGAAGCGAGCGGAGGACGACCUCAACGAUUUGAGAAGAGGUUAUGAAACUGAAGUGUGUGAGCUCCAGUGUAAGAUCCAGAGGAUGCAAAUGAUCGAGGAGAAGUACAAGAACAUCACUGUGAAGGACGAGAGUCCCAGCCUGAAGAAGAAGAUCAACGAGCUCACACUGGACAAUCAGCGGUUAAAACAGGAGCUGCUCAAAUCUCAGACCAAAGUGGCGUGUCUGCAGAGCGACAUGGACUCGCUCAAGAACGAGCUGACCGACCAAAGCAUGAACUCAGAGAGAGACGAGGAGCUCAUGGUGCACUUCUCUGAUGAGCGCGACAUCCUGGAGAGUCAGAUUGACAUUCUGCAGACAGCCAACAGGAAGCUCAACGACAGCAACGACAGCCUGAGAGCUGCAUUGGAGAGGCUCACUAAGUCCGGUAACAGCGGGUCAUCGGGUAACACAAAGGACAAAGGCAGAAGUAAAAGCAUCUGUUACACUUCCCCGUACGCUUUGGACAGGUUCUGCCAGCGCCCGGACGACUACCCAAUGUUGGGCCGCCGGCCCAGCAGCGACUCCUUGGCGUUGGCGCUGUGUGACCCGGGGCUGCGGAGGCGCAACAGCAGCGAGUGCGAGGAGGACAGUCUGCCCGAGGUCUACAUGGACAGCGGCUUGUCCACGCUGCGAGGAUCGCACGGCGGUUACGACUCUGAGCAGGAAGCCAAAGGCCUGGAAGAGGAAGACGAGGUGGAGGAUAGGGGGAAGAAGAAAAUGGAGUUCACUGACAGCCUGAUUGAAGAAACGUCUGACGCUGAGCCAGCAGAGACGCAAGAUGUCGAGUCAGCAUUUGGCUCAGACGGCAGUUCAGUUUUGGACUGGAAGCCAUCUGAACCCAUUCCUGUAUUCGCAUCUGUGGGCCCGCCCACACCUGUGGCCACGCCCACCCCAAAAGCCAUCAGUACCAUCAGCGUGAAGCCACCAGAGACGCAGGACGUCGAGUCGGCAUUUGGCUCAGACAGCAGUUCAGUUUUGGACUGUAAGCCAUCUGAACCCAUUCCCGUAUCAGCUUCUGUGGCUCCACCCACUCGAAAAGCCAUUAGUGCCAUCAGCGUGAAGAAGGAGGGCCGGUCCGAUCUUGGCUACAUGACGUCAGAAAAGGCCUACAGGAUUGUCCUGGCGGGGGACGCCGCUGUGGGAAAGUCCAGCUUCCUGCUUCGUCUUUGCAUGAAUGAAUUCAAGAUGAACGCCAACGCAACCCUCGGUGUUGAUUUCCAAAUGAAGACGCUUGUAGUGGACGGAGAGCCCACUCUGUUGCAAAUUUGGGACACUGCCGGACAGGAGAGAUUUCGCAGUAUCGCAAAGUCGUAUUUCCGGCGAGCGGACGGUGUGCUGCUGCUCUACGACGUCACGUGCGAGAAGAGUUUCCUGAGUGUGAGGGAGUGGGUGGACAUGAUUGAGGACAUCUCUCAGGAGGACGUCCCCAUCAUGCUGAUUGGUAAUAAGUGUGACCUCAGACAAGAAGCAGCCAACUGUGUCCCCACCAGCUAUGGAGAGAAACUAGCUAUGACAUACAACACUCUCUUCUGUGAAACCAGCGCCAAAGAUGGCUCCAACAUAGUGGAAGCUGUGCUGCAUUUAGCCAGGGAGGUGACCAAACAUGCCACGUUUGAUGAAAAGUGUCACUAUCGGUCACUGCCUAACUUGGACGCUCCCAGGAAAAAACCCAACUUCUCCUGCUGCACUUGAUCGACUUGUCAGGCCUGGACUUUUUUAUUGGGCCCGAUGAGGACAAACGGGAGAUGAAAUGAGACAUAAUGUUAACGGGACUUCAGCGAAAUGAACAAGGCUUUUGCCCAGGAAGCGGAAUUGCAGCAGAAUUUUUGCUUCUCCUUUUGGUCAUUCCAUGAUUUUUUUUUUGGAAUGUUUGCCAUCAUCUAGUGUCGCUUAUUUCACGCAAUGUUUGCAUUCAUGAAGAGAUGUCGUCACAGAAGGAAAGAGGUGUGAAAGCAAGUGAAAAUAUUUUAAAUUAUAGCCGCGGCAGCAGAAACGAUGUUGCAAUAAUCAGCCAGCGUUAACAGAACACAUGAUUUUUACACAACCCAUUAUAAAGUGCAUGCAGAGGUCCAUAUAAGUCACUUUUAUCUUACCUGAAAUAAUGGGGUGCAUGAGAAAGGGGGAAAAAAUAGCUGUUUUUGACCAAGCUGUCAUUAGUUUUAAA
Messenger RNA from Nerophis ophidion (straightnose pipefish), 3108 nucleotides. It is a transcript of the gene rasef, whose product is annotated as RAS and EF-hand domain containing. Gene Ontology annotation, molecular function: calcium ion binding; GTPase activity; GTP binding. The transcript is spliced from 19 exons. The record is from RefSeq and is a predicted model, not a curated record. NCBI's taxonomy places the organism in Eukaryota, Metazoa, Chordata, Actinopteri, Syngnathiformes, Syngnathidae. Bases 123 to 2636 code for a protein of 837 amino acids.